GUUAGCGUAUAUUUAAAAGAAAAGGGAAAGGAAUGCAUCGCAAUUUAUUAACAAGUAUCAAAUGGCAAAACCCCUAAAUAUAGGCGGCUGGGGCCCAGAACUACGUAGUGAUGCAGACAUACAAGCUUUAGUAGAUAACAAUCCACAGAUGAUAUCACUUGUGAGGGCAGCUUUGAAUGAUCAAGAUCUUCAGGUCACAUCGCUUACUUACCGAAGUCAACGUGUAGCAGGAAUGAAUUACGUUGUAAAGGUGAGAAUACAAAGUAGCGAGACUCAGUAUGCUCUACUAAGAAUAUAUCAACCUCUACCUGGACAAGGACAGCUAGAGCUAGUGAAAUGUAAAGUCAUUCAACCGAUUCCAACCGAAUGAGAAAUCUUAAUAGAGCUACUCCUAUUGACUGAUUUUAUGUAAUUUAAUCUGCUAUAUAUGUACGCCUUAUUGUAACAAAUUUUAUAA
This is a messenger RNA of Mytilus trossulus (common blue mussel), 457 nucleotides long. Its product is annotated as cystatin-A2-like. Lineage: Eukaryota; Metazoa; Mollusca; Bivalvia; Mytilida; Mytilidae. Bases 62 to 370 code for a protein of 102 amino acids. The transcript is spliced from 3 exons. The record is from RefSeq and is a predicted model, not a curated record.